Aspergillus caelatus is the source of this 923-nucleotide messenger RNA. RefSeq names its product pre-rRNA-processing TSR2 family protein. The record is from RefSeq and is a predicted model, not a curated record. Bases 259 to 834 code for a protein of 191 amino acids. Lineage: Eukaryota; Fungi; Ascomycota; Eurotiomycetes; Eurotiales; Aspergillaceae. The transcript has a single exon. Gene Ontology annotation, biological process: maturation of SSU-rRNA from tricistronic rRNA transcript (SSU-rRNA, 5.8S rRNA, LSU-rRNA). Gene Ontology annotation, cellular component: nucleus.
CUCAGACCUCCAUUGCUCAUCUCACAGAGCCAUACACAAUUCCACAAGCUCUCAUUCCACCGACACCACCGCGGCGAACAUACUUAAGCAAUUAAAUAACGAAAACCGUCACCCCGCGCACCAACAAACACCAAGAAGCAUACCAAACCCCACCAUACAAAACCGCAACCAAAAAACACCCCCACCAAGAAACCAAAUUCUUUCCAACACACCUACAAAGAAGAACCUAAAAUCAAGAAAUCCUCACAAAGCGCCAAAAUGUCCCAACAACUGCCCCAAGAAAACCAGUCGAACUCCCCCUCCGCCUACCUCGACCUCGGUAUUACGCUCGCAAUCCACAACUGGCCCGCCCUCACGCUAGCCGUGCAAUCCAACUGGGGCGGCCCAACAUCAUCCGACAAGCGCGAUUGGCUUUGCGGUGCGAUCUCCGAUAUGCUGAAUGAUCGGCCGGAGACGGAUGCAGAGGAUCUCGAGGACGUGUUGAUCCAGGUUAUGAAUGAUGAGUUUGAUGUGGUGAUUGACGAUGAGAGUGCGGUGCCUGUUGCGGAGGAGAUUAUGGAGGCGAGAGGGUUGGUGGCGAAGGGCGAUUUCGGUCCUAUUAAGCAGGCGUGGGAGGCCUACCAGACGAAGAGUCAGCAGAAGGCUAGUAAUAUUGCGGCGGCUUUCAAGAGGGGUGAGGAUGAGGACCAGGAUUCUGAGGAGGAUGAUGAGGAGGAUGAGGAGGAUGUUGAUAUGGGGGAGGCUCCUGCUUUGGUUAGGGCUCCAAAGGAGAAAGUUGAACCUGAGGUGGAUGAGGAUGGGUUUACUAAGGUUGUUGGAAAGAAGAAGCGGUGAAUUUUCCUUUGAUUCUCAUUUCUUCAUUAUGUGUUUUGGUUGCUAUGAGCUGUUUAGAUAUAGAUACUCUCUGCAUGUAUGGGUAUUGC